AAUUCCCCUUUGUAAAGCCCCACCACUUCAAGACUACAAGCGAUCUACAUUCGACGAUAAACAUCUAUAACUAUUCAUAAUCGUACAUAUCAAUCGAUAAUUUAAUUACUUUCACUGAAUUCUCGACACUCGCGCAAGACAAUCAAUAUCUGAAAAUACGUCAUUGAGCAAUUGAGACUUGGAGCGCAAAGAAACCUGAGCAGGCAGUUUUAUCGACAACGGGACUUGGAGAGAUUAGAGGGACAGGAAACACACAGUUAGCAAUUGAUCCAACGCCAAUAGCAGAAAUGACUUCAAAGGCCAUGUGGGAGGUUGACCCGGAGACAAGGUCAAAGCUCCUUGAUAUCUCCAAAACGAAUGGAAACGACCGAUGUAUCGACUGUGGCGCACCUUCUCCUCAAUGGGCUUCCCCAAAAUUCGGCGUUUUCAUCUGUCUAUCUUGCGCUGGAGUUCACCGCGGACUGGGAGUCCACAUUAGUUUUGUAAGAAGUAUCACAAUGGAUGCUUUCAAGGCGCAAGAAAUCGAGCGAAUGAGAGAAGGAGGAAAUAAGACUUGGAGGGAAUUCUUCGACCAGGAUGAUAGAAACGUCAUGAGUGGUAUCACUUGGGAUGAUGCAACGAUUGCUGAGCGAUAUUCUGGCGAAGUUGGAGAGGAAUACAAAGAACGACUCACUGCCAAAGUCGAGAAACGCGAAUACGUCCCCGUACCAAAAGCUCCUGCUUCAAAAUCUACAACUGCUGCCACAUCUUUCUCCAACCAUAGUUCUAGCAACUCCCAGUCACAAACUCCUCUUGGAACAAGAAACGCGAGUCCUUCUAAUGGUAAAGUGAAGGUUGACGAUAGAUAUUUUGCUGGACUUGGAGCUGCGAAUGCGAAUCGAUCCGAGGAUUUACCACCUUCACAAGGAGGCAAAUAUGGAGGUUUUGGAAGUCAACCAAUUGAGAGAGAAGAUAAUAAUCCAAAACUACCAGGUCUUGAAGAUUUACAGAGAGAUCCUGUCGCGGCACUUACGAAGGGCUUUGGAUGGUUCACAACUACUGUGGGAAAGACGGCAAAGACUGUCAAUGAAGGAUAUAUACAACCUACUGCUGCGAAGAUCGCCGAAUCCGAUGUAGCCAAACAAGCACAACUUACCGCCGCUCAAGUUGCCCGAAAUGCGCAAACUGGAGCCAAAAGCGCCGCAGAUGGAUUCAAUCGUUUUGUCGAAGGUAGUGGAGGUGGUCCUUCUAGGAAUGUACCUAUUGAUGAGAGCAAGAAGGAUUUCUGGGAUAGUUUCGCUGAUGCUGGGACCAAGAGACAACAUGCACCAAGUGCAUCAAUUGGAACUGCGGCUGUCAAGAGGAAUGGUGGAGGUGGAAAUGGAAGUGGCGUCGGGGCAAAGAAAGAUGAUGAUUGGGAAAAGUGGUAGAUGGGGACUUGAAAGGGAACUUGUUUGAAGAGACAAUAGGGAUAUGUGGAUAAAGAAUUACGGUUAGGUGAAUGUAUAUACAUAUAGACCAUAUGGUCGAAGGGGAAGUUUUAGCGAGACAUGCGAGAAAGAAUUUAAGAUUUCACGUUUUAAUGGCAUUUAGCUGCGUCUCGUUCAGAAAUCGACUGAGAUGUAGUAAUGUAGGU
Messenger RNA from Botrytis deweyae, 1615 nucleotides. RefSeq lists its product as uncharacterized. Gene Ontology annotation, cellular component: Golgi membrane. Gene Ontology annotation, biological process: regulation of ARF protein signal transduction; regulation of endocytosis. Gene Ontology annotation, molecular function: GTPase activator activity. Bases 288 to 1409 code for a protein of 373 amino acids. NCBI's taxonomy places the organism in Eukaryota, Fungi, Ascomycota, Leotiomycetes, Helotiales, Sclerotiniaceae. The transcript has 4 exons. The record is from RefSeq and is a predicted model, not a curated record.